AUGUCACCACGGAAACUUCUAGCGUCGUCCCGACAGAUUUCACGGCACUUGCUGGUGCUGGUGGCCGUCGUGUUGGUCGUUUGCAUCUUAGGCUAUCUCAACAACGGAAAGAAUGCCCACGGCGGUCAAAGUGCGCAGCUCUUGCUGCGAGAACAGCUGGCAAGGCUGCUUUCGGAAUCGACGACUACGACGAAAAAUCCCAACGAAUGGACACCGCCGGGCGAUCUCGGAUAUGCAGUGAAGCUGGGUUCCACGGAAGAAUCGAUCGGUAAAAUGGUUAAACUCGGUUACGACAGUCAGGGUCUGAAUCAGUACAUUUCGGACCUGAUUCCGGUGAAGAGAAGACUGCCGGACAUUCGAGACCCUUGGUGUAAAGAGCCCGGAAGGUACCUCGAGGAUUUACCGGAGGCUUCAAUCGUUAUUGUGUUCUACAACGAAGCAUGGUCGGUGCUAGUGCGAACGGUUCACUCCAUUCUGGACCGUUCCCCGGAAAAGCUGAUCAAAGAGAUUGUUCUGGUGGAUGAUUACUCCUAUCUUCCUCAUUUGAAAACCCAACUGGAGGAAUAUUUUAUAACCUACCCAAAGGUUCGGAUCAUUCGUGCCGAGGAACGAUUGGGAUUAAUGCGAGCCCGUUUGCUGGGGGCGCGCAGCGCCACUGCAGAAGUGCUCACCUUUCUGGAUGCCCAUGUCGAGUGUAUUGAAGGAUGGUUGGAGGCCCUGCUGGAUCCGGUAGCUCGCAACUGGACCACCAUCGCCAUACCGACGAUCGACUGGAUCGAUGAACAUGAUAUGCACCUACGGUCGGAAAAUGCGCCGGCAUUCUACGGAGCGUACGACUGGGAUCUGAACUUUGGCUGGUGGGGCCGCUGGUCCCGGAAGAACAAACCCGAAAACAAGUUGGAACCAUUUGAAACUCCUGCCAUGUCCGGAGGGCUGUUUGCCGUCACCAGGAGGUUCUUCGAGCAUGUCGGUUGGUACGAUGAGGGCUUUGAAAUCUACGGCGUGGAAAAUAUUGAACUUUCGAUCAAAAGCUGGAUGUGUGGUGGCAAGAUGGUAACCGUUCCCUGCUCUCGAGUGGCUCACAUCCAGAAGACCGGCCACCCGUACAUGCAGCAAACAUCGAAGGACGUGAUUCGCGCCAACUCGCUGCGAUUGGCGGAAGUUUGGAUGGACGAAUAUAAGCACGUAAUUUACGAUAUCUACGGGAUUCCCAAAUAUCCAGUUGAUGAAGCUGGCGAGCUGUGCUCGCGGAGACAAAUUCGAAAGCAAGCGAAUUGUAAAACUUUCCGCUACUACGUGGAGAAUGCUUUCCCCGAGAUGCAUAAUCCGAUGGUUGUGGGAGCCUUCCGGGGAGAGAUGAAAAACAAAGCAAUCGGCAACGGAACCUGCUUGGAGUACGUAAAGGAGGAAGCAUCACUGCGCAUGGCACCCUGCGAUCACCAGGAGCGCAACCAAUUUUGGACCCACAACUACUACCGGGAGCUGAACAGUAGGCGGAACUGUAUCGACUACACGGGCAGCGGCAAGGUGCUGGUGUUCGGUUGUCAUCGGGCGCGCGGUAACCAGGAGUGGGAAAACGUCAACGCCACCGGCCAGUUCCGCAGCAUCAAGCACAACAAGUGCUUGGCCGUUAACCUGGAAGACUACAAAACGCUAAAGAUGGAAGACUGCGAUGCCAAGCGGGACGCCCAGAUGUGGUUGGUGAACUUGAUCAAGCUGGACGUGUCGAUUUUUUCCAACCCGUGA
This is a messenger RNA of Sabethes cyaneus, 1746 nucleotides long. RefSeq names its product putative polypeptide N-acetylgalactosaminyltransferase 9. The transcript is spliced from 3 exons. Lineage: Eukaryota; Metazoa; Arthropoda; Insecta; Diptera; Culicidae. The coding region runs from base 1 to 1746 and encodes 581 amino acids. Gene Ontology annotation, cellular component: Golgi apparatus. The record is from RefSeq and is a predicted model, not a curated record.